Messenger RNA from Aspergillus tanneri, 276 nucleotides. RefSeq names its product MICOS complex subunit MIC10. Gene Ontology annotation, cellular component: mitochondrion; MICOS complex; mitochondrial inner membrane. NCBI's taxonomy places the organism in Eukaryota, Fungi, Ascomycota, Eurotiomycetes, Eurotiales, Aspergillaceae. The record is from RefSeq and is a predicted model, not a curated record. The transcript has 3 exons. Bases 1 to 276 code for a protein of 91 amino acids.
AUGGCCGACAAUAAUGGUUCCCAACCCGUGUCUCGGGCCACCAAGCCCGUCAGUGAGGCAUUGCUGAACGAGAAGUGGGACCGAGCCAUCUCCUCCAUGAUCAUUCGCUCCUCCCUCGGUCUUUCGUUCGGUGUUGUUUUCUCAGUGCUCCUGUUUAAGCGGAGGGCUUGGCCCGCGUGGGUUGGUCUGGGCUUCGGUGCUGGUCGUGCUUGGGAAGAGGCUGAUGCUUCGUUCCGUCGGGGCGAUUCGCCCGUAAGAGACGCCCUGCGUAAGUAA